This is a messenger RNA of Symbiodinium necroappetens, 501 nucleotides long. The record is from the annotation of a GenBank genome assembly. Lineage: Eukaryota; Dinophyceae; Suessiales; Symbiodiniaceae.
AUGGCGGGCUUCUUGCAAGAUUUUCUGUGUGAGGAGACCGACAAGCAGCUGGGUCAUCGCGAUGAAGUGCUAGGUACCUCACAGGCUAAAUCCCCGAAGAAGGCCACUGCCAAACCGCUGACUCCCCAGAAAUCGUCUGCUUCAUCGACUACUCAGAAGCCGGGUUCCUCAGCAACCCCGCCACCGAAGCCGAAAGAGAAUAAGACGACUCCCAAGAGCAGCGGCAAGAUCAGACCUCCUUCCUUGGGCGGCCGGGGAAAGGACACCAAGAAGAGGGCUGCGAGAGGUACAGUGGGCACAUUCGCUGGGCGGAGGUUGCCACCGACCCCUCACGGAGCAGCCCAGUUUGUGAAGAUCCGGGAUGCCUACUACAAAAUGAAGUCUGACAACGGAAAGCCGAGGAUUUCGAUCUCCCAGACGGACUUUUGGCAGAGGAUGUCAGUUGCUGAUGACUUCGAGGUGGCGCUCAACAAGUAUGUCCAGCUGCACUGGAGCAAGUAG